CGUACAUUUCUCUCCCGUCGGGCAACCGAAACGGUCGCGCGUGUUCGUUCGCAAAGCGCCUUCGUUUACUUCCACACAAAAACCGUGUUGUCGCAGGUCGUUCGGUCGGUUUUCGGUCGAUUGCUGAAGUGUUUGUGAAGCUCCCGUACGAAAGAAAAGGAUAUUAAAGUUGUGCUUACGACAAAACAAAAAAGAGAAACACCUGCUGUAACACGUAAUUGCGCUAGAGAAUAAAAAAACCGACAGGGAGUUCUCUGACGCAGAGUCCUUGAGGCAGCAUAGCAUUAUUAUUGCGCGUUUGGUCAACCGUUGUCAACCGUUUGUGCUCUUGAGUUGUCCUUGCGGUGUGUGAAGCUUUUGUAAGAAAGCAGCCUCGACCAUGUCAGCCGAUGCGGAACUAUCGUCCAUCCUGAACCGCCGCCAGCAGAUCAACGAAGCGCUGGACAAUGGGCAGGCGGUAAAGCCCACGUUCAAAGUGGUCAACAUCUACACCGAGUUUCACGAGUUCUCGCGGAAGGAAAUCAAGGACUACCAGGCCACCUUCACCAAGUACGAUGUCGGCAACGAUGGAUAUCUGGAUCUGGCCGAGCUGAAGAUUAUGAUGGAAAAGCUGGGCGCACCGCAGACCCAUCUCGGCCUGAAGGGUAUGAUCGCGGAGGUGGACGAAGACAAGGAUGGCAAGAUUUCGUUCCGCGAGUUUUUGCUCAUCUACCGCAAAGCACGUGCCGGUGAGCUCAUUUCCGACUCCGGACUCGGCCAGCUAGCCCGCCUGACGGAGAUCAACGUCGAUGAGGUCGGUGUCGGGGGAGCGAAGAACUUCUUCGAGGCCAAGAUCGAACAGCAGCUACGAACGAACAAGUUCCACGACGAGAUCCGGCAGGAGCAGGAGGAACGCCGCCGCAUGGAGGAAGAGCGUAUCCUGCGACGACAACAGUUCCAACAGCGGGCAGCCGUUUUCCAGUAGAGCACCGAUGGCAAAGCUCUAUAAAUAUUUUAAUGUACGUGUGUUUUUGUGUGUGUGUAUAAAGGAAGAACAUUAAUUUAGAGUGUUAUUAGGGGAAGGAGAAAAGGACAAAGGCAAAACCUACCUGCUACAAUAAGCUGAUCAAACAUGAAAAAAUGGAUGAGGAUUUUUAAAUGGCUUGCUUGUACUAUCGUUUAAGUUGCCACAAGUAGCAUCAGAAGUGUCAUUUUGUGGUUCCGCCGGACUUAAACCCCGCGGGACCACGUUUUCCUCCCGCUGCACAUUAAGCACCUGUUCUUAGAUGUAUUAUUAGAUAUCCUGUUCCUGUUCACAAAAAAUAAAUCAUUAAAUCUGACAACAGCAGCAAUUGCAAAGAGCGAUCUUUCCGUCCAGUAAAAAAAUGGACGCAGAUGCGCCAGGAAUGGACCACAGAAUGAAACGGCAUGGAUUUGAAAAACACAACAAACGCUCCCUAGUCAAUCUUCAUCACCGGGUUAUUGACCGUAAAUCAUCCACACAAAAAACAGUAGCGAGAUAGGGCAGGUUGUUAGUAGAUCAAUCUGAAGCAGGACAAGCAUGUUGAUAUAGAAAGGACUUGACGAUGAUGAUCAUGAUCGCCUGCCGGCUGGUGGACUCAAUCUCAGAUGGAAGAUAUAUUUUUGAUAAAGUAGAGAAUUUGUGGGAAAAGUGGUAGGGUUUUUAAAAAAAACACAGGGUUCGGGAUGAAUAGGACACGGGAAGGUUUAAAGGUUAGUUACGGACAAAAGCAAACACUGGGGGAUCUACUGCGUAAAUGUGUUUUAGAUGUUUAACAAGCUGUUACUAAUAAAAACAGAUAGAUUGUACUGUAA
Messenger RNA from Anopheles stephensi (Asian malaria mosquito), 1815 nucleotides. It is a transcript of the gene Swip-1, whose product is annotated as EF-hand domain-containing protein D2 homolog. The transcript is spliced from 3 exons. The record is from RefSeq and is a predicted model, not a curated record. The coding region runs from base 380 to 964 and encodes 194 amino acids. NCBI's taxonomy places the organism in Eukaryota, Metazoa, Arthropoda, Insecta, Diptera, Culicidae. Gene Ontology annotation, molecular function: calcium ion binding.